UGUGUGUGUGUGUGUGUGUGUGUGUGUGUGUGUCUUAUAUGUGUGUGUGUGUGUGUGUGUGUGUGUGUGUGUGUGUCUUAUAUUGUUGUGUGUAAUCCUUUUUUCUGAGCAGAAAAGGGUCAAAACCACAAAUUAACUUUCUUCUCAUUAAUUUAACCAGGAUUAGCAGCCAAUCACACACACACACACACACACACACACACACACACACACACACACACACACACACACUCAGACACACAUUCAUGUGUGUGUGUGUGUGUUCGGGGUUAAUGGUGUUGAUGUUGAGUUUUAAUUGCUUUCCAUUCAGAGGAAAUCCAUUAGAUAACCCCCCCAUCAGUAUGUCUGACCUCAGAACAGCAACAGUCACAAACACACAUCAAUACCUGAUCAAUACCUGAUCAAUACCCGCCCUCCCAUGUCUUAAUCUAUGGCAUUAUUUAUUUAUUUUAGUUUCGCUCUGAUAAACAAACUCACAGUCUUUGGAGACCAGGACUUGAAAGAACGUGGAGAUUUAAGGUUCAGAGGAGACGUGAGAGCCGGCCAAUCAGAGGGAAGAGCCAAUCAGAAGGAAGAGCCAAUCAGAGGGAAGAGCCAAUCACAGGGAAGAGCCAAUCACAGGGAAGAGCCAAUCAGAGGGAAGAGCCAAUCAGAGGGAAGAGCCAAUCAGAAGAAAGAGCCAAUCAGAGGGAAGAGCCAAUCCAGUUCCUUCCUGUCUAGACUCAGCUCUAAAUCCAAGAUGGCGUCGUCUGUAUGAAGAGAGUCUGGCGGCGCUCUGAAGGAGGUUCUGGAUGUGUUCAGUGAAAACCAGAACUGGAUUCUUUAUGGAUCAUGAAAGUUCUGAUGUGGACCGACCCGUUCUGACUAGUGUUGCUGCGUUGACGUAAAUCAUGACGAAAUAUCGUCGUCAACAAACCUUUAUGACGUAAAUGAGAUGAAACCUAAACGGUGGUCAUGUGACGAUAACUCUGAGUAAAUCUAUAAUCAAUAAUGUUGACGUAUAAAAACGAGACUUCAUGAGGUUCACAGGAUAAAAACCAGUGUCCUCCAUCUAUACUGACAGACUCUGAUCUGGGUCUGGUUCUGGUUCUGGUCCACUCACACCUCAGACAGACUCUGAACUGCAGUACUGCGGCUGACCACAGGGCUGAGGGGGCGCUGUGCUCAGGUCUGAAUCAGACAUCCGUGAUCUUAGCGUGUUGGAGAGUAAAAACACAAAACAUGUUUCAUUCUUCAUCCGUCUCUUCUUCAUAAACCACCAUUAGAUUAACCUGAGAGCUGUGUGUGUGUGUGUGCAUGUGCACGUGUGUGUGCGCACACAGGCUGAUAUGAGAAAGGCGGGAUGAUAAUCGCUCACUUGUCAUCAUGACAUCAGACAUGGAUCAUAUUUAGAGCCGAGAAACUCAAUAACACACACACACACACACACACACACACACACACACACACACACACACACACACACACACACACACACACACACACACACACACACACACACGGCCUCUCUCUCUUUUCUCUCCAUCAUUUUUAUCUCAUUUACUUUAUUUGUUUUUUUUCGUUCUCAGAUUUUUCCUCCUUCCUUUCCUCCUUCCUUUCAUCCUGUCCUUCUUCUUUCCUUCCCUCCUUCCUUUCUUCUUUCCUUUCUUCUUUUCUUUCCUCUUUCCUUUCUUCUUUCUUUCUUCGAUCCUUUCUUCCGUCCUGCCUUCUAACCUUUCCUUCUCCCUUUCUUCUGUCCUUUCCUCUUUCCUUUCCUUGACUCUUCACUCUCUCUCUUUCUUUC
Molecule: messenger RNA, 1783 nt
Organism: Xyrichtys novacula (pearly razorfish)
Lineage: Eukaryota; Metazoa; Chordata; Actinopteri; Labriformes; Labridae
Source: the annotation of a GenBank genome assembly